GAGUGAUCAGUGUAAGCAGAUUCUGAAAGAAAAAGAUGAGAGGGUUGAAAGGUAGAGGUAGAGCUAUUUCCCUUGUGGCAGUGCUGAUUUUUGUGUUGGCAUCAGAGGUGUUGAUUUUGGUGGCUGAGGGUGCUGGUGAGUGUGGAAAGACCCCUAUAGGGUCUGCAGCUGCUAGUCUCAGCCCUUGCCUGAGUGCUGUUAAUAAUGUGAAGGCCAAGGUUCCUUUGACAUGUUGUGCAAGAGUUGGUGCUUUGCUCAGAACUGCUCCAAAAUGUCUCUGUGCUGUUCUGUUGUCACCUCUGGCCAAACAAGCUAAGAUCAACCUUGCCACUGCUAUCACCAUUCCAAAGAGAUGCAACAUCAAGAACCGUCCUGCAGGAAAGAAAUGUGGAAAGUACACUCUACCCUGAAAUCAAAACAACAGAAUGAUAUUGAAUAUGCAGUGUUAAACAGAUUAGAGAGAUAAAUAAAUGCAGUGAUACGGCAUCUUCAACUGUCACCUGUUUCAGUGGUGGCAUAGUGUUUGCUGUGUGUUGUUACAAUCACAUAAUUUGAUAUUUUUUUUCUCGUCGUAAUUAAUAUCAAUGAUUACUAUCUAAAA
Messenger RNA from Vigna angularis (adzuki bean), 601 nucleotides. RefSeq names its product non-specific lipid transfer protein GPI-anchored 15. The coding region runs from base 36 to 410 and encodes 124 amino acids. Gene Ontology annotation, biological process: systemic acquired resistance. Gene Ontology annotation, molecular function: fatty acid binding. The record is from RefSeq and is a predicted model, not a curated record. The transcript is spliced from 2 exons. NCBI's taxonomy places the organism in Eukaryota, Viridiplantae, Streptophyta, Magnoliopsida, Fabales, Fabaceae.